AUGGACUGUGUCAAGGACUCCCGCUGUCCCAUCUGCAGGAAUCCAUACAAAUAUUUUCCUGCAAUCUGCCCAUUGCUCCAUAAUCUUCUCCGGAAAUCAAAACCAGCAGAUUACAAGAGGAGGGAAGAAGAAGUGCUCAGUAAGCUCUCAGAAUCCAAACAUUUGAACGAAUAUAUUGCAUGAAUAUUGAAUUUUAUGUGGGAAUGAUUUGUUACGUUAUUUUAAUUACUAAUUUGGUCGUUUAAUUGCCUUCAAUAGAAAAAAUAGAUCACGUCUGAUGAAAACAAACGGUACUUAGUUCUCCAGGCAAAUCAAUUUUGGAAAUGCUCUACCUUCUGAUGACUGCUCGCGUGACGAAAUUGGAGCCCUUCUUAUGAUGAAAAUUCUGCUCUAGUCCUCAAAUGUGAAGGAUGGGAAAAUGAUUUGAUUAUGAAGAAAAAUAUUUUCUGAGUAAUUGCCCAUAUUGAGGGACAGUAGAUUAUGUCUUCUUGAGAGACGGCUGUGUGAAGAAACAUAGAUCCUCAUCUGGAAAUAGGAAAGUGUUACGAAGUCAACUGUCGUCUUCAAAAAUGACCUAGACCCCCCACGUUGAGGGGGGGGCACCACUAUAGAAUAAUGUACUAGGGCCUUCUUGAGAGAUGGCUGUGGACUGCAGUGGGAGAUCCGUCCCUGGGAAUCCGAUUCGGGCUCUCCUGUUCUGAGGGUCGGUCCGACCUCAGGAACCCUUCUUGUUGUCUUCGAACCUUCUACUUGUUCUUCCUAUUUUCCAUUGAUAAAUUCUUCUGUCUGGUUCUCUAAUACAAGAGAACCAUUAGCUCCGUGAGAGGAGCCACUUCCAAGGUAGGGCUAUGGCGUGCACGCCCAAAUCUCUGGAGGUUUGUAACAGAAAGUUUUGGUUCUUCAACGUGAUCUUCUUUCUUGUUGCAUCACUCUACUUUGACACCGGCUUGCUUGUGGUCAUUCCUUUUCGGUCAUACAGCAUUCCUUUAUUAUAGCAUAUUUAGCUUUUUCUUUCAGCUCAAAAAAAAAAUUCUCUUUGGAUGGAGUUACACAACAGCGAGCUCCUGGAUGAAGUUCCCAUCGACUGAAGGGCACCCACUUUUAGAAGGAAAUAAACCGCAGUUGCAUAUUGUAACUUAAAUUGUGUGUCAGCUGCUUGAUUUCUCGGUUAGGAUUUUAUUUUCGCAGAAUUUGGAUACCAUUCCUUUCUAAGAUCAAUUAACAUCAGAUGGCACUUUGUCACUGGUUUUAUUUUCUCCACUUUUAGCAUAUUUUAGCACCACCCCCGUCAUGCUCUGCACUUACCUCAUUGUAUCAUCCCUCAGAUACAGAAAGGAAGAGGAACCGUUUCUCCCCUCAGUUUAUCGAAGAUGUUCCCUGCCGUAAGCAGCAACUCUCUCUCUCUCUCUCUCUCUCUCUUCCAUCUCCCAUCUGUGCCUUUUCCCUCUGUACUUUCUAUAUAUUUUUGAAGGCAAUGCCUUCAAUUUUGUGCAUUCGUCGCUGUUUCCAGGAGCAAACGGAAAGUCCCCGCAAGAUGGCGUCAGGGGAGAAGCCUCCGCAGAACUUUCUAUUUCUGACGCUCUCUGUGCCGGGUGUGAGCAGUUGCUCUUCCGCCCCACAGUCCUCAACUGUGGACACAGUGAGACCUCCUCAUUCCCCCAGUUGUUGCUCCCAUCGAGGCCCCCCCUGCUCAACCUUCCCUCCCUGCCCUUCGUUUUCCAGCCUAUUGUGAGCUGUGUGCUGUGAGCCUGGGGAGAGACUCUCUCAGAUGCCGAGUCUGCCAGGGCGUGCACCCCGGAGAGUCGCCACAGGUUUGCCUCCAUCUUGAUGCUUUCUUGGAGAAGCGAUUCCCCGAUGAGUAUGCCUCUAGGAGAGCACUUGUUCAAGCCAGACCCCCCUCCAGUAAGCUCUCUCUCUCUCCCCAAUUGUUCCCCUCCAGUAAACAUUUUUUUUGAGGGAAUAAUUUUGGAACAAUUUGGCCCAAAAUAUCUCAUUUAUGGCGUAUAUUUCUUGGGCUAGUGCCAGACGGAUUUAUUUUAUUUUAAUGUGAUCCCAGGCGCCUCACAAGCUGAGCAACCCGCCCGGCUCUCCAGGCAGGAGGACUCACCGCCAGCGUCCAUGGAGCAGUUGCUUAGAAUUCAUUGGGGGAUCGGAUGCGACUCCUGUGGGGUGAGUCCUCCCAUCCCUCCCAUCAUCUUUUCAAAAAAACAAAAAACAAAAAAAAAUUCGUUAUGUAAUUUUUCUUCACGAAUAAUUAGCCCUACAGUUACUGUUCCUCGUCGGAAAUUUCCAAUUAAUGAAUAAAUUAAUCGUGAUAUUUUAUCCGUUCUUUGAUUUUUAUCAUCUGAAGAACCCUCGGGCUUUCAUUGAAAUCCACUGGCCUCUGGGGGUUGCCUCCCCUGCUUGCAGAUGUACCCUAUAUUUGGGAAGCGGUACAAGUGUACGGACUGCCAGGAGGAGAUGGGCUUCGACUUCUGUGAGGCCUGCUACGAGGCCCGCUCCAACUUCCCGGCCCGGUUCAACCAGCGGCACACCCCCGACCACGUUUUCGAGCUGAUCGAGUUCUGCAUGGUGAAGAGGCGGCGGGUCGGGCCGGGCUUCGACGGCGGCCCGGACAGGCCCGACAUCACCGACCGGUUCUCUGAAAGAGCUAGCGGUCUUUGA
Molecule: messenger RNA, 2664 nt
Organism: Spirodela intermedia
Lineage: Eukaryota; Viridiplantae; Streptophyta; Magnoliopsida; Alismatales; Araceae
Source: the annotation of a GenBank genome assembly